AUGACUGCUACUGCUAUUACCGAGGCCGAGGCGCCGCACAACAAGUUCGACACCAUCCUGGUGCUCGACUUCGGCAGCCAGACCAGCCACCUGAUCCUGCGCCGUCUGCGUGGCCUCAAUGUCUACGCCGAGAUGCUUCCGUGCACGACGAAGCUGGCCGAUCUGCCCUUCAAGCCCAAGGGCAUUAUCCUGUCUGGAGGUCCCUCUUCGGUCUACGACGAAGGCUCGCCCCACGUCGACUCUGCCAUCUUUGACCUUGGCGUCCCAAUCCUGUACGUUGCCAAAUGA
Molecule: messenger RNA, 288 nt
Organism: Sporothrix brasiliensis 5110
Lineage: Eukaryota; Fungi; Ascomycota; Sordariomycetes; Ophiostomatales; Ophiostomataceae
Exons: 4
Coding region: 1-288 (95 amino acids)
Biological process (GO): GMP biosynthetic process
Cellular component (GO): cytosol
Molecular function (GO): GMP synthase activity
Source: RefSeq, a predicted model, not a curated record